AACGUAAUGUUCAGUCUGUCAGGAGACAAAAAAAAAAAAAAUUCAGGUAUUUAGGUCAAUUGCUUUUAACCCUUUAGGAAGAGGAGAUGGUCAAAGGGAAAGCACAGCUCAACAGCAGAGAGGAUAUACCUCCACCCCAGACUCGAUCACUCAGGUCAAGAAAGAGGGAACAUCAAAGUGAUGAAGCUCCUGAGACUGAUAAUGUUCCAGCUGCUCUCCAUCAGAAGGAAAAUGAAGAAGAUGUCACAGGGAUCGUUGCUUCACUGCUAGAAUCUCUUCUGCAGGAAUGUGCAGCAGUCACAAACCAACAGAAUCAGGCAGCAGAACAAAUCUGUUUUAAAAAAGUAGAAAAACAUGCAGAAACAUCAAAAGUAAAAACAAAUAUGGCAGCCACAAGGCAAGAAGUGGAGACUUUUACCAGUUCCAACAAUCAUUCUCGGCUGGAGAGCUGUGGAUUACAUACUAGUAAUGAUACACAGAAAAGCAGAAAGAAUAAGGAAGAAACAACAUCCGAGACAUCAAACAUCUCGCCGAACCAAACACCUGCUGAUCAACUCCAAGUCAUCUUGCCAAUCUCUGAAGAUGCUGCUGAGUCCUGUGCAGCUGCUUUGGAGAAUCAAGUAGACGGAGAGGAAAAUUCAAGUUUGGAGAGAAACCAAGAUAUCAGCAAAGACCAAUCCAGCACCAUAUCUUUGAAUGAUGUCAAGGAGCCAGCAGUGGCGUUACCGGCCAAGAAGAAGCGAAGGAUGGGGAUGUGUGGUCUAACAGAGAAGAAAUGGAGUCAGUUUUUACAAGCACAAAAGCAUGAAAAUGGCCUGAACAGAGGAGAGAAAGUUGAGAACCUGAUCCAUAAUGAAACUGCUGACUUUAUGAUUUUGGAGGAGGAUUCAUCAUCCACUUUACCACCCUCACCUUUGUGUAUCAAAGCAGGCUGCAUCACAGAUCAGAGCGAGGCAGAGCUAAAACUUCAGUCUGGUCCCUGUGGAGAGAAUGACAGAGUGGAAACUGAAAUCCAUUUCACUGUCACCACCUCAGAUGGGACCGGUACGUCUGAAGUAGACACAGUAUCUGUUACAGAACCAACAGCUAACCCAGAGUCAUGUCAGCUUGUAGAGAAAGACGAGGAGGAGGGGCUUGUUGAGAAUCUGGACAUGCCGGAACUCAAAGAACCUACAGCUGAAAAUUUGGCUGAAAUGUGUAAGACACAAAUUAAAAAGAUGGAAGAAGGACCAACAGAAGCUCACUUAAGUUCUGCCAUAACCUGUCACAGAAGUCAGAAAGAAGAACCUAACAACCAGAAUGCAGUCAAGGCUGCUCUUCCACAGAUGAUCGGCACAACCGUGACAGAUGACAGGAAGGAAGAGGUGACUGGUGCAGCCAAUUGUAAUGCCGCUGACACCAAGUCCCGAGGACCAAACUGCGACUCUGUGGAGCUCUGCGAGGCUGCAGUGACACCUGGCGUCCCAGAGAAGGAAAAUAAUUGUGAUCUUGAUGAGCCUGCUGUUGGUACUACUACUGUGAAUGCUGAACACACUCAGACCAGAAACCCAGAUGACACCUUUGGAUCUGGAUGCAUAGACUACGUGUCUGACUCACAGCUGAACACCAUUAUUCUCAAUGAGGAGGUGGUGAAGGAGAAAGAGGAAGAUCAUUUUUCUUCAGACUGCACCGAAGAUGCCACAGGCCUGAUCUGUGGGCUAAUCGGAGAACUGUCCUCUCUAAAUCGAAAGGUCAUGGCUGCUCAUCGAGAGCUUGAGAAUGUACGGCGAAGCAGUAAAACCUCCAGGAGCUCUGCACGUUAACUUCUUUCAAGUGCUUGCUGCCCUCAUCUUACAGUUUCCCUAUGAGUUCAUGGGUAAAAAAAAGUCACAAUGACAGUUCCAUAUUUCACUAUCAAAAGGCUUUCACUCUUUAGUUUAAAUUUCCAGUUGCAACAUUUAGUUUAAUGACAUUGUUCUGCUUCUUCGCAAAUAAAGUGUUGAAGCCA
Messenger RNA from Melanotaenia boesemani (Boeseman's rainbowfish), 1987 nucleotides. RefSeq lists its product as uncharacterized. Lineage: Eukaryota; Metazoa; Chordata; Actinopteri; Atheriniformes; Melanotaeniidae. The coding region runs from base 87 to 1802 and encodes 571 amino acids. The record is from RefSeq and is a predicted model, not a curated record. Gene Ontology annotation, biological process: double-strand break repair involved in meiotic recombination. The transcript is spliced from 8 exons.